AUGCCUAGUGAAGUCGAUUGUCGCCGUGGUGCUCAUGUCAAUCCUGAUAUAUUCAAGCUCGAAAAUAAACCUAGGAAUAUUUUAUGUCAUGAAAUUGGUGCAGGUUCUCGUUGUUUAAAGUGUGAUUGUCCAGGCCUCGAUUUACAUUAUUGGAGGAAAAUGUGUAAAAUAUGUUCUUGUAGAAUGGAUGAUCACGAUGUAAUAUUACCUCGAAAUAUGGAUCAUGGUCAGAUAGUUAUAGGUCGCUUAUUUGAUUUUAUACCGCACUUUGAAAGUAAAUUACGUUUGACUUCUCCUGUAAGUUUAAAGCAGUCAUGCUCUGUUUCUCACAAUAUGUCGGAGGUCUGUUAUCUUCAGUACAAAUUAUUUGCGAAUUAUUGUUUGGGAGUAGUUAUAUUUAAAGAAAUAUUCAUUCUUUCUCCUAAUUUUCAGCAAAAAAAACUGGAGUCGCUAUACAAUGUUAAACUUGAAAAUCCAGGAGAAAAAAACAUGAUGUCAGAAUAUACAUGGGUCCCAACUACUGACAAAGUACUGACGGAAAAAUACUUCAAUGCUCUUCCAGAGAGUGAACGUCCAAUUGCCAACACAGAAGGAGCCCUUGAUCGACGUCAAAAAUUGCAAUAUCAGCUACCUCAUCAUGAUUCGGAUGCAUCUGCUGCAAAAUCCUUAAAAACCGAGCUUGACAAAAAAGAGCACGCAAACUACGUGAUGACCGUUAAGGAAAAAAUUGUCGGCGUUGGAAGGCUAAUUCAGUUCUCAGAGACAGAUACAUCAUAUAACUAUAACGAAGCUGCAGCAUCUAGAUCUAUUGAAACUGGCAGUGACAGUCCGCAUUACAGUAUCGGGGAGUGCCAGUUUUGUCAUAAGAAUCUGAAAGUAGGAGAAGUUGCUGUCGUGACAGAACAUGGACUAUCAGAUGAAAUGUGGCAUGUAAACUGUUUCAAGUGUCAUAUAUGCAGUCAGAGGCUCGUUGAUCUUCUGUAUUUUUAUAAAAAUGGUAUCUAUUACUGUGGUCGUCAUUUUGGAGAUUCUGUUUAUCCACGAUGUUCAGGUUGUGAUGAGCUCAUUUUCUCAAAAGAGUAUACCUUUGCUGAAGAGAAAAGUUGGCACUUGGAUCAUUUUUGCUGUUUUGGAUGUGAUAUGCAGUUGGGUGGUCAUCGGUAUAUGAUGAAAGAUGAGCAGCCAUUUUGCUUCGCUUGUUAUAUGAAAAGAUAUGCAAAAACUUGUCAUUUUUGCAAUAUCAAAAUAGCUCCUGAUCAACAGCGAAUCUCCUUCAAAAAUUUGCAUUGGCAUGCUGGUGACCGAUGUUUUCGGUGCAAAAAGUGUGGCAAAGUACUGUUGAAUCAAAAGUUUAUCGUUAAAAAUGAAGAAGUUUUUUGUAGCUCAGAGUGCAAAAAGAAUUAUGCGGGUUAA
Molecule: messenger RNA, 1413 nt
Organism: Thelazia callipaeda (thelaziosis nematode)
Lineage: Eukaryota; Metazoa; Nematoda; Chromadorea; Rhabditida; Thelaziidae
Source: the annotation of a GenBank genome assembly